AUGGCUACUACCCAGAGUGUGCAAUGCUUCGGCAAGAAGAAGACAGCUACUGCUGUCGCCCACUGCAAGGCAGGAAAGGGUCUCAUCAAGGUUAACGGCCGUCCUCUGGCUCUCACCCAGCCAGAAAUCCUCAGAUUCAAGGUCUACGAACCCCUCCUCAUCGUCGGCCUUGACAAAUUCGCCGGCGUCGACAUCCGCGUCCGCGUCACCGGCGGUGGUCACACCUCCCAGAUCUACGCCAUCAGACAAGCCAUCGCCAAGUCGAUAGUCGCCUACUACCAGAAAUACGUCGACGAGCACUCGAAGAACCAGCUCAAGCAGGCCCUCGUCCAGUUCGACAGAACCCUCCUCGUCGCGGAUAACAGACGCGCUGAGCCCAAGAAGUUCGGCGGCCCUGGUGCUCGUGCUCGUUUCCAAAAGUCUUACCGUUAA
Molecule: messenger RNA, 432 nt
Organism: Blastomyces gilchristii SLH14081
Lineage: Eukaryota; Fungi; Ascomycota; Eurotiomycetes; Onygenales; Ajellomycetaceae
Product: 40S ribosomal protein S16
Exons: 4
Coding region: 1-432 (143 amino acids)
Biological process (GO): translation; maturation of SSU-rRNA from tricistronic rRNA transcript (SSU-rRNA, 5.8S rRNA, LSU-rRNA)
Cellular component (GO): cytosolic small ribosomal subunit; ribosome
Molecular function (GO): RNA binding; structural constituent of ribosome
Source: RefSeq, a predicted model, not a curated record